AGCACAGUGGAGUGGAGCUAACGCCUGUGGUGGGUCCCUGAAGGAGGAGCUAAGGGCUCGGGGCUCAGGGUGGAAGCCCUGGGCCUGCUGUGCUGACCAGAACUGGGAAGCUAAUUUAUUGUUAGUAGUCUGGGCGGCGGGUGUCAAAGGCCAGGGCAGGCUAAGCCUCCCCCGACCCAGGCCAUAGCCCCACCCAUGUUCCGCCCCGAGGCCCUGCCCUCACUCCCCCUCUACCCGGAAGCCUGGGGCGGAUGGGGCGAGGCUGGUGGGCCAGCCUCCCCGAAGGAGGGGUUCACCCACCGCCCAGGGUUAGUGGCACCUACUUGCCGUGAUCCCGUCAGACGCAGUAUCACCAGACGUGCUUCAUUACAAUACUGUUUCCCUGUCCCUGGCAGAGGGGGGAGACAACAUGGAAUAGCAUCACUGGAUUUCAGCCGGCGCACCAUGCCCUCUCCCAACAACACCCACUUCAGCCCUUCCUCCUUCGUCUUGGCCGGCAUGCCCGGGCUGGAAGCUGCCCGUUUCUGGCUGGCGAUCCCUCUGUGCUCCAUGUACCUCGUGGCCAUUGUAGGCAACGGCGCGGUGGUGUUCAUUGUAAAGACGGAGCUGAGCCUCCAUGCCCCCAUGUACAUCUUCCUCUGUAUGCUGGCUGCCAUCGACCUGGCGCUGUCCACCUGCACCAUGCCCAGAAUGCUCUCCCUCCUGUGGUUUGACUGGAGGGAAAUCAGCUUCGGUGCCUGCCUGCUCCAGAUGUUCCUCAUCCACACCCUGUCCGCUGUCGAGUCCACCGUCCUGCUGGCCAUGGCCUGGGAUCGGUACAUGGCCAUAUGCCACCCUCUGCGGCACGCGACCAUCCUCACCAAUCCGGUGACGACGAAGAUAGGCCUGGCCGCUGUGGCUAGGGGCGUGUUGUUCUUCCUCCCUUUGCCCUUGCUCAUUCUUCGCCUAUCGUUCUGCAGCUCCAACGUCCUGUCGCACUCCUAUUGUUUGCACCAGGACGUUAUGAACCUGGCCUGCACCAGCACCACGGUCAAUGUCGUCUAUGGCUUGACUGCUAUUCUCUUGGUGAUGGGGCUCGAUGCGCUACUGAUUGCCUUGUCCUACUUCAUGAUCAUCAAGGCUGUCUUGCAGCUGUCCUCGAGGAAGGAGCGUGUCAAGGCUUUCAGCACCUGUGUGGCCCACCUCUGUGUGGUCCUGGGCUUCUACGUGCCACUGAUUGGACUGUCUGUGGUGCACAGGUUUGGGAAAGGCCUUGCUCUGCUGGUUCAGGUUGUCAUGGGGGACGUCUACCUCUUGGUGCCGCCCGUGCUGAAUCCCAUUGUCUACGGGGCGAGGACCAAACAGAUACGCAGACGGAUCCUGAGGUGGAUUCUCCAUCACUGACCAUUUUUAAAUCAAGAUGAGAUAUUUUCCUAAAAGACCUGCUCUGGGAAUAAUUCUGGAGCAGGUCCCUGGCCUAUGCUACACAGGAGGUCAGACUAGAUGAUCACAACAGUCCCUUCUGGCCUGGGAAUCCAUGAAUCUGUAACUUAAGAUUGAUAAUGAAGGAGCCACUCAGACACUUGCCUCCACUUUGUCUUC
Molecule: messenger RNA, 1581 nt
Organism: Mauremys mutica (yellowpond turtle)
Lineage: Eukaryota; Metazoa; Chordata; Testudines; Geoemydidae
Product: olfactory receptor 51E2-like
Exons: 1
Coding region: 196-1383 (395 amino acids)
Biological process (GO): G protein-coupled receptor signaling pathway
Cellular component (GO): membrane
Molecular function (GO): G protein-coupled receptor activity; olfactory receptor activity
Source: RefSeq, a predicted model, not a curated record